Messenger RNA from Erigeron canadensis, 2183 nucleotides. RefSeq lists its product as uncharacterized. Lineage: Eukaryota; Viridiplantae; Streptophyta; Magnoliopsida; Asterales; Asteraceae. The coding region runs from base 1 to 2070 and encodes 689 amino acids. The record is from RefSeq and is a predicted model, not a curated record. The transcript has 2 exons.
AUGGCGUUUUACUUAUCACUUGCGAAAUCAUCGGUACAAUGCAUGUCGCUGGCCAGGCCUUGGAAAUUCACAGGACUACGCUGCAUAACACCCAGCCAUCCCAAAAGUUACUCUAGUUCAUCAAUAUUGGCACCAACAGCUACCUCAUCAUCUACUCUCCUUGGUCCACCGCAGAUCUACCUUUUCCGACCCAAAACUGAUCAUGACAUCGUCCCACCACCGCCUUCUCCCAGCCACCCAUUCGUUGAUGCAAUGGUCUCAAGCUUUAACUCCACUACCAUCCCAAAUGCACCACCCAUGAUGGGUUACACUGAAAACAAUUCUCCUACCUAUCUCUCAACCGGCAACCCUUGUCUCGAUUUUUUCUUCCAUGUAGUCCCUGACACGCCACCAGAAUCUAUAACCCGACGCCUGCAACUGUCAUGGGACCACGACCCGUUGAAAACUUUGAAACUAAUUUGCAACCUUCGUGGGGUUCGUGGUACUGGAAAAUCAGAUAGAGAAGGGUACUAUGUGUGCGCAUUGUGGCUUCAUGAAAACCAUCCCAAGACUCUUGCCUGCAAUGUGCCUUAUUUGGCAAAAUUUGGAUACUUUAAAGACUUGCCAGAGAUACUUUACCGACUUCUAGAAGGAGUUGAUGUUCGGGUAAAGGAAAAAGCGGAGCAUAAGAAACGAAAACCUUGGAAGAGAUAUGGCCGUUGGAUUACGGCACGAACCAAAAGGAGUGAUGAUGAUUCAUCAGAUGCAGAGAAAAAUGCCUCAAGAGAAAAAAGGAUUAUGGAAGAGAUGAAGAGGGUGGAGAUGGUGAAAUUAAAUGCAAGCAAGCUUAGAAAAGAGAAGAGGGUUAUGAUGGCUACGAAAGCUGUUGAACGGUAUAACAGUGACCCGGAUUACAAGUUGUUACACGAGAGUGUUUCAGAUCUUUUCUCUGAGCAUAUGCGAUCUGAUAUGAAGAACUUGGCACUAGGGAGGUUGAGAAAAAUAAGUCUAGCUGCCAAGUGGUGUCCGUCGAUUAAUUCAUCUUUCGACAAAUCAACUUUGAUAUGCGAAAGCAUCGCAAAAAAAGUGUUCCCACGUGAAGAGUACCCUGAAUAUGAGGGUGUAGAAGAAGAACAUUAUGCUUAUCGUGUUCGUGACCGGCUAAGGAAGCAAGUUUUGGUGCCUCUUCGAAAAGCUUUGGAGCUACCAGAGUGUUUCAUUUCAAAGAAUGAAUGGGACUUGGUCCGGUAUAACAGAGUAGCUUCACUAGCAAUGCAACUCUACAAGGAGAGGUUUCUAGAACACGAUGAAUGGAGGUUUAAAGAGUUCCUUGAUGAUGUGAGGUCGGGUAAGGCCAAGAUCGCGUCCGGUGCAUUGCUACCACACCAUAUCAUAUCAUCUGUGAAACAUGGCGAUGAUGAUCAGGUGGCAGAGCUUCAAUGGAAAAGAAUGGUGGAUGAUAUGGCAAAGAAAGGAAAGUUGAACAACUGCUUGGCAAUAUGUGAUGUUUCAGGUAGCAUGGAAGGGACUCCUAUGGAGGUUUCUGUGGCUCUCGGACUUCUUGUUUCUGAACUAAGCGAGGAGCCGUGGAAAGGGAAACUUAUUACGUUUAGUGAAAAUCCAGAAUUGCAUAUGGUGGAAGGAGAUGAUCUGAGCUCAAAGAUUAAAUUCGUGGAAAACAUGCAAUGGGAUAUGAACACUGAUUUCCAAAAGGUGUUUGAUCUGAUUCUUGAAGUGGCAACGAAUGCAAGGUUAACAGAAAACGAGAUGAUCAAGAGGGUGUUUGUAUUUAGUGACAUGGAAUUUGACGAAGCUUCACAGAAUCCAUGGGAGACGGAUUAUCAAGCGAUUCAGAGGAAGUUUACUGAGAAAGGAUAUGGAGGAGCGGUGCCAGAGAUAGUGUUUUGGAAUCUUAGAGAUUCACAGAGUACUCCAGUGCCAGGGAAGCAGAAAGGGGUGGCACUUGUUAGCGGGUUUUCAAAGAAUAUAUUGAAGCUGUUCAUAAAAGAUGGAGGGGAUAUAAACCCUGAGGAUGUGAUGGAGAAAGCCAUUUCUGGGAAGGAGUAUGAGAAACUGGUAGUGGUUGAUUAACCUCAAUGAAUCGCAUAUAUAAAAGAGUCGUAGCAUUUACACACAGUUGAUUAUUGUCAUAUGAUAUUUUUAUUUACCUUGAGAAAUACAGUGGCUGCCUUAAGCACUAAUGC